Dacryopinax primogenitus is the source of this 2052-nucleotide messenger RNA. RefSeq lists its product as uncharacterized. The record is from RefSeq and is a predicted model, not a curated record. The coding region runs from base 1 to 1797 and encodes 598 amino acids. Lineage: Eukaryota; Fungi; Basidiomycota; Dacrymycetes; Dacrymycetales; Dacrymycetaceae. The transcript has 6 exons.
AUGCCUGCUCACUUUCCCCGGGACUCCAAACACCCCGUCCCUACAACUUCUACUUUCUGUCAUAGAAGGAAACUCGCAAUAUUCGCUCUUUCCUGCCUGCUGGUCGGCGGCUACAUCUUCCGCGAGCACCUCAAUUUCUUUCUCUCAACACCUUUCUUAUUCUCGCACUGCCAUCCUUCAAAAGACGACUGGACCAAGCUCUCCCCUGGUACUGUGAAGUGGUGGGACUGCGCCGGAGAGGGUGGGGCCGCUCCGGGCACAGACUGCGGGUGGAUCAUCGUCCCGACCGACUACUUUAACGCCUCUGCUGGUGUCACCCGGGUAGCUCUAGGUAGGGUCAAAGCCCGGAGGGAAAGGCAAGGGAUCGUCCUCGUCAAUCCUGGCGGACCAGGCGGCUCGGGCAAACAGCUUGCCGUGCAGGGAGGGUCUUCACUCCAAGCUGCCGUCACAGGGGAGACAUACGAUAUCGUAGGUUUUGACCCUCGCGGCAUAGGCGAAACCCUCCCCCCUACCCAAUGCUUUUCGUCCGCUGCACAGAGCGCCCUUCUAACAGUCAACACCGUUCUAGACAAGGAGUACGACGUCCCCAGAAAUGCAUCAGGAGAGAGGGAGACCUUUAAAAGGAAGAUGAUAGAGGCCGACGCCCUAUAUCGCACCCAGUAUGCCCAGUGUGAGCGCAUGGGCGAUGCUGCGCGGUACAUGGGCACCACCACGGUCGCUCGGGAUGUGGACUUUAUCACUAGGGUGUUGGAGGGCGAGGAAGCGCUGAUAAACUUCUGGGGAGCAAGCUACGGCACCAUCCUCGGCCAGUACCUAGUAAACAUGUUCCCUGACCGGGUUGGCCGAGUCGGAAUAGACGGCGUUGUGGAUGGUAUCGCCUGGUCCAGUGAGCCAAACUUCAAAUGGUACCGACCCUGGCUGUCCUCCACGGAAGAUGCAUACGAUAUAUUCCUUUCCACCUGCUCCGCCGCUGGCUCGUGGAGCUGCCCGCUCACGCUCUGGAAGGGCGAAGAGCCGGCGUUCAUUCGCCAACGGCUCGAGAGCUGGUUUGACGAGUUGUACGACCGCCCGCUCGUGGUUAACGACCUGGACAACCCGGGGUUCGUGACAUCCGGCAUGGCGAGAGGGUUCCUCUUCCAAACCCUGGCUGUGCCGAGUACCUGGCCAAAAGCUGCAGGCAUCCUAGCCGCUGCUAUGGCAGGGGAGGGCAAGCUCCUCCUCACUCAGAAAGGGUUUUAUCCACCACCACAGGACAUGUCCCGCCAAGCCGUCACGUGCAACGACGCGCUGCCGCUCACUCCCUCUACCGCACCUUCAUACGAUGAGGUACUGGACGAGUUGCUGGACGUGAUGCAUACGCAGACAAAGUUUGUUUGGAACGUGCUCACCUCCGAGCCGGACUCGGGCUGCCAGUACUGGCCCGUCAGCCCCCCGGAACGGUUUACUGGUCCGUGGAAUCAUACGCUGCGCAAUCCCAUCGUCAUAUUCAGCAACACCGCCGACCCAGCAACCCCGAUCUCCUCAGCCAGGCUCGUCAGGGCCCGCCUAGGCUCAUCCUCCGUCCUGGCACUGCAAAACGGUCCUGGACACUGUACGAUCUCCCUUCCCUCUCUGUGCAACAUCCGCCGGUCACGCGCCUUCUUCGAGUUCGGUAAGCUCCCCCAGGACGGGGAGGUGUGCGAGGUCACUGUGGGUCCUUUCCCAGAGGACCGCGCGGAGCUCGGGGAGGCAGAGAUGGAGUCGGUGAGCUCGGCAAUACGGCUCGGAGAGGUCCUCCACGCUGUUAGGAGAGCAUAAGGCCUGGACCUUGCCCUGAAGAAGUGCGAUACCCUGAACUACGGAUACCAGUCGCGUGCGACACCUCCCAUACCUUUAUGGCCCUUCGAAACACGAAUUUCCGAUACCCGGAAUCUUGAGUGCGGCGCGCUCUGAUGCUAUGAUACCUACACCCAACGGUAGCUGUAUUUUAUACUGUCGAUCCUAGGAUACACGCUCCUUGUCAUACGUAGAUACCAAGGCACUGUGUGCCCUCGCCUCACCAAUGGAAAUAUU